Messenger RNA from Penicillium canariense, 1740 nucleotides. RefSeq lists its product as uncharacterized. Lineage: Eukaryota; Fungi; Ascomycota; Eurotiomycetes; Eurotiales; Aspergillaceae. Gene Ontology annotation, cellular component: membrane. Gene Ontology annotation, molecular function: L-amino acid transmembrane transporter activity. The record is from RefSeq and is a predicted model, not a curated record. The transcript has 9 exons. The coding region runs from base 1 to 1740 and encodes 579 amino acids. Gene Ontology annotation, biological process: amino acid transmembrane transport.
AUGGGGUUCCUCAAGACCAAUGAGGAAGUCGGGGAGACGGUGGUCUUCGACACCCUAGGGAGUGAGGACAUCAAAGAUGGAAGUUUACACUUCACAGCGGAGGGAGGAGAGAACUCCAACAAGUUGACUAUCCAAGAGGCUAGUGGCGCUCCGGUUGAGCAGCAUAGCCCUCUGGGAUAUUCGGUCGGUUGGGUCACUGUCGUCUUUCUGAAUGUCAGUAUGAUGGUCGGUACCGGCGUCUUCUCAACUCCGUCGGCGAUUCUCUCUGGGACAGGGUCGAUUGGCCUUAGCAUGUUUUACUGGUUUAUCGGUUAUCUCUUAGCGUACAGUACACUGUCCGUCUAUCUUGAAUUCGCGGCCUAUUUUCCAUCUCGCUCUGGCUCGGAGGUGGUUUACUUGGAACAGUCAUUUCCUCGUCCUCGAUACCUUUUCCCAACCGUUUUUGCAAUUCAGACAGUGCUUUUCUCGUUCAGCAGUAGCAAUGCCAUUGUUAUCGCCGAAUACCUGUUCCAUGUCGCUGGAACAACACCAACUGCAUGGCAACAAAAAGGUGUUGCAGUGGCAGCGUACACGUUAGCUGUUCUACUUGUCAUUUUCCACACUCGUUACUCGCUUCUCAUUUCUAAUGCGAUCGGAGCCGUGAAGCUGAUAACUCUGAUCUUUAUCGGAAUCACCGGGCUUGUUGUCCUUGGAGGCAACACUUCUAUCAAAACCCCCACAGCAAACUUCAAGAAUGCAUUUUCGGGCACGUCAGACGCGACGGUGUACGGGGCAACAAAUGCACUGAUCGAUAUCAUAUUCUCCUACCAAGGCUACACCAAUGCAUUCAAUGUGGUCAAUGAAGUCAAAAAUCCCAUCAAGACUCUUCGAUGGAGCGCUCCUCUCUCCCUAACUCUUACAGCUGUUCUCUACAUUCUAGCAAAUAUUGCUUACUUUACAUGUGCCACAAAAGAAGAGAUUAAAAAUUCAAAGCAGGUCGUUGCCGGUCUUUUCUUUGAGAAAGUUUUUGGAACGGGAGGUGCAUCAAAAGCAUUGAAUCUUCUCAUUUGCCUUAGUGCUUUUGGCAAUCUGAUCGCCGUGCUCAUUGGGCAAUCCCGAGUGCUGCGAGAAUGCGGCAGGCAAGGUGUUCUUCCAUGGACCAACUUUUGGACUUCUACACGACCGUUUGGAACGCCUAUUGGGCCAUAUGCCGUGAAAUGGGUAUUGACAAUUGUGAUGAUCCUUGCUCCUCCUGCAGGCGAUGCGUUCAACUUUAUCGUUGAUCUGAGUAUUUAUCCCUCUAAUCUUUUCAGUUUCAUUUUGACCAUUGGGUUGAUCAUAACUCGUCGUCGACGUCAACAUCUUAAAUUGGGAAGGCCCGAAUACCGCUGCUGGGAUGUGGCCGUGGGAUUCUCCGUUCUCACUGGCCUAUACAUACUGAUUAUGCCGUGGGUUCCACCUCCCACUGGAGCUGAUGGUGGAAACGUAUCAUUCUGGUACGCUACAUAUAUUGUCACAGGCCUCGCCAUUAUCGGUGCUUGUGUUGUCUACUAUUAUGUUUGGGUUUGGCUUAUUCCAAAAUGGGGCAACUAUCAGCUUCGGCAGACGAUUUUGCACGAUGACAAUGGUACUACGGCACACAACCUAGUCAAGGUUCCUAACGAAGAAGUCGAGAGCUGGGAUCUAAAAUACGACAUUGCUGGACGCUUGCGACAAAGACCCGAGACCACCUUUCUUGAUAGUGAGACUACCAAGGGAUAG